AUUUCUUUGCAGCAGGAAGCCUGAAGUGCUUCAGCAGCAGAAAUACAACGGAACCAAAGGAACUACGGGAGGAAUGUGAUCUUUGUGACAAACACUGUACUUUGUACUUAGAAAAGUGUUUGAAGAAAUCUCUGAGCCAACUUGAAUAAUUCAAGCUUUCAACUGACCCUGGCAGCCAACAAAAACAUUUUUUUAUUUUGAAAAUAAAAAGCUUAAGUAAGUGUAUGCAUCAGCCUUGUUUAGUAGAAUUACAGAUACAGUAUAUUAGGCUUGCAGUUCACGUAUUUUGUUAUACUUGUGUCUGUUUUCCCAAACAUAGAGGUAAUUAUGGCUGAAAAUAAACACAGUGAUGCCCUUAAUAACAACAAGCCAGCCCUUAGUGAAGAUCAAGCUGUACAGUUGAUUGAGUCCUUAUAUGGAGUAAAAGUAUUAAAUAUCAAACCCCUACCGAGCUAUGAUGAUCAAAAUUUCUACAUUAAGUCAUGUAGUGAAGAUCCCAAUGGUUGCUGUGAGUAUGUGAUGAAGAUAACAAAUAGUGAAGACAGCAGAUACGGAGAACUUCUGGAAGCUCAAACAAGCGUCAUGGUGUUUUUGUGCAGUAAUGGUGUUCCUGCUCAGAAACCUGUAUUCACAAAGAAUGGUCAGAGCCUCUCAUUAGAAACUAUAGACUAUGGAUCAACAAUACAAAAACAAGCUGUGAGACUUCUGACAUACCUUCCAGGCACACCACUUGCAAGAGUUGUAGCAACGCCUGAAAUUUUAUUUGAUAUUGGUAAAAUGGCAGCAAAUAUUGAUAAAAUGCUGGCUGAGAAUUUUCUGCAUCCAAAUAAAACAUGCUUUGAGCGGGGCCAGUUUAUUUGGAAUUUAUCCAACACGUCCUUGCUUCGAAAAUAUGCUCAUGCAGUUAAAGAGACGGAACUGCAGAAAAUAAUUGAAGACGUUAUCACACAGUAUGAGACAUUUGUACUGCCAAAUCUGAAUUGUUUCCGCAAAUGCAUUAAUCAUGGAGAUCUGAAUGAUCACAACAUACUAGUGGAAAAGACCAGCUCCCCUGGAAGUAUUCAGGAGCAGUACAAAGUGUCUGGAAUACUAGAUUUUAGUGACAUGAGCUUUGGUUAUUAUAUUUUUGAGUUAGCAAUCACUAUUAUGUAUAUGAUGAUUGAGAGCAAUGACCCACUUCAUGCCGGAGGCUAUGUACUUGCUGGAUUUCAAAGUGUUAUUCCACUGACUGAUGAAGAAAAAGAUGCUCUGUUCUUCUUAGUGAACUGUAGAUUUUCUCAGUCACUGGUAAUGGCCAGAUAUAGCGUCCAGUUGUGUCCAGAGAAUGAGGAAUAUCUUAUGAUAACUGCUAAAACUGGUUGGAAGCAUUUGCAAACUCUUCAUGAUAUGGGAAAAGAAGCUGUCGAGAAGAUCUGGUUUGAAACAGCAGACUCAUACGUUGCUACCCAUUAGUUUGUAUAACAUCCUUGAUUUUAUGAGGAUGGUACAAACUGCCAAUGGUGCAAAUUUAUUUGUCUCCAUACUGGGCCUUUUUUAAUUAAAAAAAAAAAUUGAAGCAAAUAGGGAAUAAAAAUUAAUUAUUUUCCAUGCA
Xenopus laevis (African clawed frog) is the source of this 1591-nucleotide messenger RNA. RefSeq names its product hydroxylysine kinase L homeolog (gene hykk.L). The transcript is spliced from 6 exons. Bases 328 to 1452 code for a protein of 374 amino acids. The record is from RefSeq and is a predicted model, not a curated record. Gene Ontology annotation, cellular component: cytoplasm. Gene Ontology annotation, molecular function: amino acid kinase activity; hydroxylysine kinase activity. Lineage: Eukaryota; Metazoa; Chordata; Amphibia; Anura; Pipidae.